UCGACCAAAGACAAGACGAUGGACAAAGACAAAGACGAACAGAUGUUGACGUCCAAACUGUCGCAGAUCAGAAAGAGACUGAGAGACCUGCUGGAUGUGAAGAAUCCUCCAAGAACCAAGAGGACCAAGAUGGAGUAACAGGGUGGCAGGCUGUGACUGACAACUGGAGGCCCCGCCCACACAGUAUAUAAGGAACCCUGGCGCUGCUUCAGAAGCGUCCUGAGUCCAGAUGGGUGUCCAGGAGGUGACGGAGGGGAGCCAGCCGAGGGUGGAGGUGAACAUCCUGCUGCUGGGAGCUCACAACGUCGGCAAAUCCGCUCUGACUGUCAGAUUUCUAACCAGAAGAUUCAUCGGAGAAUAUGGAGACAUCGAAUCGGUUUACAGUCGAGUUGAUACAAUCGAUGGUCAAGAAAUCUGCUUCAACAUCUGGGACUCUCAGUUUACACAGGUGGGAGAGAAGAGCUGCGGUGUGAGCGACAAGCAGCUGCAGUGGGCUGACGGGAUGAUCCUGGUUUACGACAUCUGUGACCGCAGCAGCUUCGACGUGGCGCUGCAGCAGCUGCAGGAGAUCCGCCGCCGCCGGAAGCCGUCCUCCGUCCCUGUAGUCAUCGUGGCCAACAAGCGCGACCUGCGACGCCACCGCAGCGUCUCCGGCGAGGAGGGCCGUCUGCUCGCUCUGUCGCAGCGCUGCGGCUUCUUCGAGGUGUCUGCGGCCGAGACGUACCACGGAGUCCUGCUGGUGUUCCACCGGCUGGUCGACCUGGUCCGGGAGCGCCGGGCGCUCAGGAAGAGCUCGGCCGGCGUCCGUGGCAUCGUCAGGAGUGUGUCAGCCGUGUUCGGGAAGAAACGGGCCGAGUAGAGGCGCCGCUUUUACCAAUUCUGAUAAGGUGGAGGCUUCAGUCUGAUGGAAGGUCGGAGGUGGACCGCGCAGGUGGAGAGUCGACAGGAAGGUCACAGGAAGUCGAGUUUGGUUUCAGAGGCUGAUUGAACAGAUAAAAGCAGAUAAACGUCGACGCCCAUCAGAGGACAUGAGGAUCAGUUCGUGCUCCUCAGAGGAUGAAUCCUGCUCUUCUAGAAGUUUCAUUUUAGCACCAAUAUGAAGCGUGAUAGACAUAAAAUGUGCUUCAGACAUUUGUGCUCCCCUGAGGAUGAACUGCAGGAACUACUGACAUCCCUCCAGCCUCAGAUAACCAGCUAAUGCUAGCAUGUUAAAUGCUAAACCAUUAGCUGCCUUCAAAGUAAACAUGAGUGUGACAGUAAGCAACAUUUAUUCUGAUGAACCAAUCAGCUGUUUGGUUCUAAAAUCUGAGUCAGUUUUCUCAAAUGUCUCUUUUAGUCCAAAUAUGUUUAGUUUACUGUCAGAGAGGAAAGAAACCAGAAAAUAUUCACACUGAAGAAGAGUUUUAGAUAAAUAUCUGGUCAGUAAUUACUAGCUGGUAACUGUUGAGUUAAACAACUCAACUGUUUUCUAGGUUUAGAUGUGAUUCAGAGCUUUGUGCUGCUGGUUUAAAUGGUCAGAAUAUUAUUUGAUAGAAAUAAUAAUAAACUCUUCAGGUGAACCUGUUUGAAGGCAGCUAGCAGUGAACAUGAUUCAUGUCCAAACCUUUAAAAAACCUUGUCUUUAAGAAACAUGCUGCUCCUCAGAGGAUGAACCAUCCAGAGUGAAAUAAACCCUGCAGCCUUUAGGAGGCGCUAACAGCUCAUUAAGACAUUUUCAUUGACAAAGAAAAUCUCUGGUCUUUACUGAAGACUUAAAUCUGCUGUACAAAAUGAUUUUUUCAACUCCGAGGUCUUUGUUUUCAUGUUUGUUCCAGUUUUUGUGUUUAAAACUGAGCAUUGAAUAUUUCAGAGUUUCUGCAGAUUACAUUUAACAUCUAAUUUAUUAUCUGAAUACAACCAGCAGGAUGAACUGGUUUAAUGUCACUGGACUCUGAAUAAAAUGAUUCUCUUCAGAGUUUUGUGAAGAAUUUUCAGGAAAGUGACUUCAGACCUGCAGAAACUCCUUGCUCAGUUCACUCCUGACUGUAAAUAAAUCUGUAUUUAUUCUGAAACAAACGUGGAUGUUUGAACUUUUAGUUUUUCAUGAAUUAAAAUCGGAUUGAACAAAGUGAA
Molecule: messenger RNA, 2112 nt
Organism: Amphiprion ocellaris (clown anemonefish)
Lineage: Eukaryota; Metazoa; Chordata; Actinopteri; Pomacentridae
Product: Ras-related and estrogen-regulated growth inhibitor-like protein
Exons: 5
Coding region: 230-859 (209 amino acids)
Molecular function (GO): GTPase activity; GTP binding
Source: RefSeq, a predicted model, not a curated record